Echinostoma caproni is the source of this 228-nucleotide messenger RNA. NCBI's taxonomy places the organism in Eukaryota, Metazoa, Platyhelminthes, Trematoda, Plagiorchiida, Echinostomatidae. The record is from the annotation of a GenBank genome assembly.
AUGUCCUCCUCCGAGGCGGACUCAAAAAUCGAUUUGCUUGACUCACGUGACUUGGUUCAGCGUAAACUCGCCCUGGCCGUCUGUCCUCCUGGUGUGACAGCCGAGCAGGGUAAUGGACUUCUCGCUUUUCUCAAAUACGUCGCGUUCCCGUUGGCUCUUAGUGAAGAACCCGGUAAGUUGUAUUCCCAUUCUCAUUCGGAGCGGAGCAAUAGAUUGAGAAUAAGUUGA